UGAUGAUCCUUCUGAACGUCCUACUGCUAAUGAAUUAUGUGAUUUAUUUUAUGAUAUAAACAGAAAACUUUUUAGUAAUACAGUGGAUGAUGAUGUUAUGCGGCAACUUAAAAUUACUAAUGAAAAUCAAAAAAAUAUAUCAAAAUCUCAAAAGCAAGAAUUAUUUGAAUUACUUUCAUAUUCAAAUAAGUUACAUUCACAAUCAUGCUAUAUUGGCCGAUAUAUUCAUACUCUUCACGGAUUGCAUGAUUUAUUGGAAGAAAUAAAAUCUGGGAAAUCUUCAGAUCCUAAUUUAUUAAAGCCCAAUAAAUCUACGAUUUUAAAGUCCAAUUCUUAUGAUACUGUUCUAAAGAAUUAA
Messenger RNA from Diversispora eburnea, 358 nucleotides. Lineage: Eukaryota; Fungi; Glomeromycota; Glomeromycetes; Diversisporales; Diversisporaceae. The record is from the annotation of a GenBank genome assembly.